Molecule: messenger RNA, 1605 nt
Organism: Ananas comosus (pineapple)
Lineage: Eukaryota; Viridiplantae; Streptophyta; Magnoliopsida; Poales; Bromeliaceae
Product: protein YIPF6 homolog
Exons: 3
Coding region: 151-996 (281 amino acids)
Biological process (GO): endoplasmic reticulum to Golgi vesicle-mediated transport
Cellular component (GO): trans-Golgi network; membrane
Source: RefSeq, a predicted model, not a curated record
CAUCUCGGCGCAAAAAAUACCGAAUCUUUUCUCUCUCUAACUCCGACGCUCUUCGAACUCACCUCCCUUCUCGCUCAGAUCUCCUUCCCCCCGCCCCGCCGGAACCCUAGAUCCCUCGCCGGAACCCUAGCUCCGCCACCGCCGACGACGAUGUCCCACGGCGACACCAUCCCCCUCCACCCCUCCUCCCAAUCCGACAUCGACGAGAUCGAGAGCCUCAUCAACGCCGCCCCUUCCGCCACCGUCCUCCCCGCGCGGCCCCCCUCCCCUCCCCGCGCCUCCAUCCCCGUCUCCUCCUCCCCCGCUCCUCCCCCCUUCCUCCCCGCCAAGCCCGCCACCGCCGGAGCUCCGCCGCUGCCGCCGCCGUCGCUCGGGGUCAACGUCGCCUCCGCCGCCGCCGCCGUCCCCCCCGGGGGGAGGCUCCAGGGCGGGAUCGGCGCCGAUGGCUUCGGAUCGGCGCCGAACACGCUCACGGAGCCCGUAUGGGACACGGUGAAGCGGGAUCUGUCUCGGAUCGUGAGCAAUCUCAAGCUCGUGGUGUUCCCCAACCCCUUUCGCGAGGAUCCGGGGAAGGCGCUGAGGGAUUGGGAUCUCUGGGGCCCCUUCUUCUUCAUCAUCUUCCUGGGGCUUACUCUCUCGUGGUCCGCUUCCGUGAAAAAGUCUGAAGUAUUUGCUGUUGCUUUUGCGGUCCUUGCAGCUGGUGCUAUAAUUCUCACUGUCAAUGUUCUUCUUCUGGGCGGGCACAUAAUCUUCUUCCAGAGCCUUAGCCUCCUCGGCUACUGCCUAUUCCCGCUGGACAUUGGAGCCCUAAUCUGCAUGCUGAAGAACAACGUCAUCAUAAAGAUCGUAGUGGUGACAAUCACAUUGGCGUGGAGCUCAUGGGCCGCGUACCCCUUCAUGAGCGCGGCCGUUAAUCCCAGGAGAAAGGCCUUGGCCCUCUACCCCGUCUUCCUCAUGUACGUCUCUGUCGGGUUCUUGAUCAUCGCGAUCGAUUAGUGCAUAAACAGGUGAUAAUUUUUACCUUGCUCUUUCAUCGGACCUUUAAGACGCACUCGAUAAUACCAUGCAAUGUUUUUUUUGCUCUCUCUUUGUCAUAUAUUUUGUUGACUUUGUUAGUCCACUCUCUCUCUUCUGUAGGGACAUUGCAUAUCUUCUUGGUCAUUAGUUGUAGAAUGUGGUUGAGAUUAGGGACAAAACUUAAGUAGGAAGCUCUCCAGCAAGAUCUGGUCGAGGCGCUUUCAAUUUCUUGCUAUGUGUCUAAACAAUAUGUAUCUUGAAAAAACAACUAAUGGAUCCAAAAUUAAUAAAGCGAAUCAGAUUUUCUUGCCGACCUCAUUAGUUGUUUCUUUGAGAUACUUGCUGUUUAGACACAUGACACCAGAUCGAGUGCUCCUCAACGAGGUCUCGCUGGGGAGCUCUCCACUUAAGUUUUGUCGAGAGAGAUUGGGUUUCUUCCUGUAAAGGACGUGUGGAAUACUUCUUAUUCUUUCUUAUCUUACUAUACGAGAAUCUACAGUUGCGAUCUUUUUUUCUCUUUGAUAAUCAUCACAUGGACACAUAUAAUUGGAGGCAAGUUUAGGAAUAUACAAUUAUUAUUGGAGAUUA